This is a messenger RNA of Aegilops tauschii subsp. strangulata, 680 nucleotides long. RefSeq names its product indolin-2-one monooxygenase. The record is from RefSeq and is a predicted model, not a curated record. Gene Ontology annotation, molecular function: heme binding; monooxygenase activity; iron ion binding. Lineage: Eukaryota; Viridiplantae; Streptophyta; Magnoliopsida; Poales; Poaceae.
GCGUGCACGCACCCAACAGGAGAGCACUCAGAGCACCAUAGUCUCAGAGGAUUCGAGGCGAUAUGGCUCAAGUACUCACCAUCUUCUCCCCGGAAGUUCUGCUCUUACUCUUGCUCUGUUUCUUCGUCGUACGCCGCUACUACUUGGCAAGACGAUCAGCGAAAAAUUGCCAUGACCACGGCCGCCGUCUCCCACCGUCCCCUCCGAAGCUCCCUCUCAUAGGCCACCUGCACCUCGUCGGCCCCGACCCGCACAUCUCCCUCGCCGAGCUUUCCCGGAAGCACGCCGGCCGCGACGGCCUCAUGCUCCUCCGCCUCGGCCAGGUGCCCAACCUCGUCGUCUCCUCCCCGAGCGCCGCCGAGGCCGUCCUGCGCACGCACGACCACGUCUUUGCCUCCCGCCCACCGUCCAUCGUCGCCGACGUCCUCCUCAGCGGCCCCUCUGACGUCGCCCUCGCCCCCUACGGCGAGUACUGGCGGCAGGCCAGGAAGCUCGUCACCACCCACCUGCUGAGCGCCCGGAAGGUGCGCGCGCUCCAGGGAGACCGCGAGGAGGAGGUGAGCCAUGUGGUGGCCAAGCUCCGGUAAAUCAAUUUUUUAUCACAUAUAUUAGUUCUGAUAAAGGAUUUUUUAGAUUCAGAUCCUAUGCCUCUAACAUUCCAAAUUAGUCCUUUCAUUUUU